Cyanistes caeruleus (blue tit) is the source of this 2501-nucleotide messenger RNA. The record is from RefSeq and is a predicted model, not a curated record. Lineage: Eukaryota; Metazoa; Chordata; Aves; Passeriformes; Paridae.
CUCGGGGCUGCAGCUCGUGGGGCCAUGGCAGGAGCCGAGGGGGAGUAGCCACGGCUGGAGAGGCAGAUCCAUGGAUGGGACACGUGUGGGGCAGGAUGCCAUGAAGAACUGCACUGACCUGGAGUACUGGGACACCCUCGUUUCCCAGUGCAUCCCCUGCAGCCUCGCCUGCAGGCAGUCCCCGGCCAGGAGGUGUGAUGCUGUGUGUGAGUCCAUGGACUGCAACAAGAGACCUGGAUUUUACUACGACGACCUUGUGAAGAACUGCAUCGAGUGCAGCUCAGUGUGCGGGCAGCACCCCAAGGAAUGUGCCCUGUCCUGCGACCGUGAGUUGGGGAAGGGGCACCAAAACACCCCCACUUUGGUGUCUGAGCUGCCCCUUCUCUCCUGCCCCACAGCCACGCCCGCAGGGCCGGCGGCAGGGCUGGAGCAGAAGGCGUGUGCGGAGCAGGAGCCGUGGCUGGUGCUGUACCUGCUGCUGGGGCUCUGCCUCUGCUCCCUCAUCUGCUCCCUGCUCCUGGGCUGGACCCACCUGCGCAGGAAGGGAGAGGGGGUCUCCUGCCAGGCCAGCGCUGGGACCUGCCACCGCCGGGAGGACCCUGCCAAAGAUCAGCUGGUGGAAGCUGGCAGCGUUGGUGACGGAUUCACCAGCAUCAGAAUCCCAGAGCCCGUGGAAACUUGUGGCUUUUGCUUCCCUGGACAUGGCUCUGCUGUACAAGAGACCAAAUCCUGUCACAGCAGCUCCUGUCACCCUGGGGAAAGAGCUGCUCCCUCCUUCUCCGGGAUCUGCAGCACGGGAAGCGCUGGGGCUGUUCCCAGCCCUGACGACGGCCACUUCAAAAUCAUCUGUUCUCCUUCCCAAGAGAAGACACCCAUGGUGUGAGCACAGUGGAUGUUCCAGCACGGGAUCAGAAUGGAGGGGUGCUCCCUCUGCCCCCGAAUCAAAGCUGCUUCUCUGUUGCCAGUGACUGGAACAGCCUCUACCCAGCCCAGGCUGUGCCAAGGGCUGUAGGAUACACACGGGGUUGGAGUUGCACAGAGCUGUUUGUUUCCACUCAGGAAACUGAAUUCCCUUUAUUCCUGAGCACUCCCAGUGAAAGAAGUUGCUUCCCAUGCAGCAGGAUCUGACUUCAUCCUCCAGCUUGCCCUGGGUGCAUCCUGGCCAUUGGGGACAUCUCAUGGGGGCUUUUCAUCCUGGUUCCACCACCAGCAUCCCUGCAAAGGAUCAGGUGGUGCCCACUGGUCCCCAUGGAGAGCUCACCUCCCCCUGCUUGGAGAUUCCUUCAUGUACCAGAACAAUUUUCAACACAGCUGUAAAUGUCUCAAAUGUGGAAUUGGAUCCAAGGAUUUACUGGUGAAAUUUAUGAGUCAGUGUGGGAAGCUCCACUGUCAGUUUCCAGCCAGGAGUGAUGGUGAGGCUUUGCCUCAUGACCAGGACACGAUGCUGAACAUGAGGAGCUGGGACAGGCACCAAAAUCCUCAGUGGAAUUUGGUUUAAAUAUGAAAAUUCAUCCAAGGCUGAGAUCUUUCUACAAAACUGGAUUUAUGUGUAUCUGGCCUGGGUUAUUCUGAAGAGCUGGUAGAAGUGAGGAAUCAGCUGGAGAUAAAGCUGCUUUGAGAGAAUAUUUUAAUCUAACCUGGCUUUGAAAGCUACCAAGGAAAAAUAGGGGUUUCAAUGUGUAACUUGAAGUUCACAUUUCCACUAAAGGAGACUGUAGGAAUUUCUUGUUUGGUGAGGAAUCCCUCUUGGUAGGAGCCUAUCCCCUUCACUGUCUCAAACUAGAGCUUUAAACUUGUAGGAAUAAAUGUAAUUCAAUAUAUGCACAAAUUGGUGUUGGGAAAGCAGACAGCAGACAUGAUCAGAGUUAUAAUGGAUUCUAUCCCCUCUAUAUUAUACAUUCCUUUAAAUAUAAAGACUUUCUUAUCACCAAAAAAGGCAUUGCCUGGGAGGUUGAGCCUCUCACUCUGGUCACCUCCCACUCUCUUGGCACCCACAGUCCGUGGCCUCCCAACCUCCAGACCUUCUCUACGUCCCAGCAAACCUGGAGACCCCCUUGGCCUCUCUUCUCUCAUCGGUGCCUUCCCCUCCACCUCCACAGCCUCAGCUCCCUCCUGUGGAAUCUGUUCCAGUGCCCUCAGCUCUCCUGCUGUCAGUUCCUGUGAUCCCCAGACCUGUGCUUUCCUGCCCCACAAUCUCCUACACCCAAAUCCUCUGGCAUCAAUAGCAACCUGAUUCCUCUAGGACUCCAAAAGCCUUUCAGCCCCAGAAGUCCCCUUGGCCUCCAACCCUUGCUCAGCCUCAGCUCUCCCUGGCGUGGAUUAAUCUCUCCCUCAGCCUCCCCAGGCUCUUGGGUCCUGUUGCAGCUCAGCCUCUUUCUUGCCCUCCCACCAUCUCCUGCUCUGCCCUUCUCUCCUACAUCCUUCAGUCUCCCUCUCGGUUCUCCUCAGGUUCCUGCUUGUGCUCAGACCUCCAAAGCCUCUUGGCUUCUCCUCUCCCCUCG